AGGUGCGGAUGUGACGCAGCGCACAGGACGUGAAGUCGUCUUUCUCGGGUGACAUGAGGGACGCAGUGAUGUCCGUUUGAUCGGAUAUUCGGCUACUCGUUCUGUACAGUUGUUGUUUGUUUGGUUCAAAAUUGACCUCGGCUUUGGUCGAAGGCCGCUGAGAAUCUGUCCUGUUCGGAGUUCAGUCCAAAAUUGACGGAAGGAGGUAAGGAGAGAUGUCUUAUUACUCUUCCUCCCGUAGUUCAUCUCGAGCGACAGACUGUAAAGUUUACGUCGGGGACCUCGGCAAUGGAGCUGCCAAGGGCGAGCUGGAGCGAGCGUUCAGUUAUUACGGGCCGCUGCGAAGCGUGUGGGUGGCCAGGAACCCACCUGGAUUCGCCUUUGUGGAGUUUGAGGACCCCAGAGAUGCAGAGGAUGCUGUCAAAGGCAUGGAUGGAAAGCUUCUCUGUGGGUCCCGUGUUCGAGUAGAGAUGUCCACGGGUCUUUCCAGGAAGGGCCGCGGACGCCUUAGCCGUCGGCAGUUUGAUCCCAACGACAAAUGCUACCAAUGUGGGGACCGGGGCCACUAUGCCUACGACUGCUACCGGUACAGCAAGAGGGGCCGUCGCAGCCGGUCUCGCUCUCAUUCACGAUCUCGCUCCAGGUCCAGGUCUCACGGGCGCCGCCACCGCACUCGAUCCCGCAGCCGUAGCCGUAGCUACAGCAGGAGCCGCCGUCGCUCCCCCUCUUAUUCCAGGCGCCGAAGCAGGUCUGGUUCCCAGGCUCGGUCCAAGUCCAGGACUUCAGUGAGAAGUCGUUCUCGAUCCAGGUCUCGGUCUCGGUCUGGGUCUGCACCAAGAAGGGGGCGCUCCGCUUCCCGAUCCCGGUCCAGAUCCAGAUCUAGAUCUCGAUCUCCAUCUGCCAACCACAAGCGGAACAGCGUGUGGUGGGAGCUGAGCACUGCACUGACACCGCAGCUGAUCCCAGGCCCAGGGUCUGCCAGCUGGCGGUGUGUACGUCCUGCAGGAGGGUGACUAAGAGCUGACCUGAGAUCAGCCUGCGACUGCAUCUGGUGUUAGACAGCGAGAAAGAGGUCGACCUACCGACCGAACUCCCCCCCCCCCCCAGAGAGAGUGGGUGACUGUCUGUUCGACCGACGCACACGCUCAGACGAGAUCAGCUUGCACACACAUGCAGUUGUUCGACUAGAGUCACCCGUCCAGCCAGCCUUCAGACGUACCAGAGGGCUGACCUACACAGAUCACAGUUCGACCGUUUAAAUCCAUUACCAGACCCCCCCUACCUACCAGAGCUCUCCGGCUGCGUCUUAGCUUCUGAGUGUGAGAGAAAGAGCUGACGAGAGAUCAGUCUUCAAGAGCCUCCCGCCGCAGUGUCUCUGCAAGUUGUAGUCAUCCGUCCUUCAGUCCUUUCAUCCUUCGCUUCUCUGUACUUGUUGUUUCUACCACUGUCUCCAAAGGUAACCAAAAACCAACCCCCCCCUGACAAGCUCAUGUUGAUGAUGGUUACAGAAAUGUACAGGCUUGCUCAGCCUUAAACAAGCAUGCUUAUGUUGCAGGUGUGGAUGUGAACGAGAGAGCGAGUGGAAGACUGAAUGAAUGUGAGAAAGUGAUAACGAGCUGAUGUCUUAGGACGUUUUCUCAUCUUUUCCUUCUUGUUUAACAUCAUUUAAGCUAGCAGUAACUGAGCCAGGAGCUUUAUUUGCCCUUGGGUUUCAGGUACAUGUGCAGCUUUGACCCUGGACGACUAUUCAAAGCCCCACUCCGAUCAUCUGUUGAUUAAUUUGGAGUAUGAAGUUUUCCAAAAGCAUUUUUUCAUCUGCUCCUGAUUCACAAUAAUUUGAAUACAGAAAAACUCAGAAACGCAGCUUUAAGCUGAAUUUUCUCUAUAAAUGUCCUCCAUUAUCAGUAAAAGGCCACAAGAAUUCAAAGCACCACUUUCAUCGGAGUGGGUCUUUAAAGACCUGUCGUCUCAGAGGAAAUAAAAACCCAACAGAUGUGUUUAAAGCACAAAGCUGUCGGCAUGAACCUGAUAUUCAUGCGGUUUAAACAUCUUGUCAUGUCAGAUCAGGAACCAUAGAUAAAUGUGUUGUGCUUUUCUCGUCCCGCUGCGUCAAAUUAAUUUCUCUCCGUCUGUGUUUCAGCCGCUCCCGUUCGGCAACUCCAAAGCGAAGCCCCACACCUGCAGAUGACUGAGUGAGGAAGAGUUUGUCCCCCUUUACCACUUCCCCCAACAACCCCCGCACCCCCAUCAGCUUUUACACCCCAGUUACAGCAGCUACUUUGUUUUCUUAUGAGUUUUUGCUUUCUUCUUUUGGUAUGUGUGUGUAGUCCCAGGGUUCCCGGUGUAGGUUCAUCCACAGUGCUGUGACCUCUGUGCGGGUUCAGGCUCAGUCAGUACAGCAGGUAGAGGGGGAGGGGCUCGUUUUAAAUGUUGCUGCUGCGUCCUUCUCAGUAAGGUGUGCAGCGAAGAUAGGAAAUCACCUUUUAGCAGCCUCAGUAUCCUGUGGCAGAAGAUUUGAUCAGCUUGUGACAAAGACUGAAAAUUAGAAACUUGUUUACAUGGAGCUCAAAUGUAAGAACCUUGAGCUGCAGUGUUGGGGAAACAGGAUCUCAGAAUUGCACACUUCAUGAAUGUUAGUAUCCUCUCAUACUGGAAUAGUGAUAUGGUUUCUGAUCUGCAUGCCUUUAAAUGUCACAUUCAUUCAGUUUUUGUUUUUUCUCCCCUUUUUACUAACAUGGUCAGCUUUAAUGCUGAUUGUCCCUUCAGUUUGAAACUCUGACUUGGUUUUAAGCUCUAAAUUGACUUCUGCGGGGGCUGCUUUUGUUUGUUUUUUGGCUUAUGUGGUUAAACUGUGGCAGUUUUAUUUUUGAAUAAACAUGUUCAACAUA
Messenger RNA from Oryzias latipes (Japanese medaka), 2888 nucleotides. It is a transcript of the gene srsf7a, whose product is annotated as serine and arginine rich splicing factor 7a. Gene Ontology annotation, molecular function: zinc ion binding; RNA binding. The record is from RefSeq and is a predicted model, not a curated record. NCBI's taxonomy places the organism in Eukaryota, Metazoa, Chordata, Actinopteri, Beloniformes, Adrianichthyidae.